Messenger RNA from Saxophila tyrrhenica, 915 nucleotides. RefSeq lists its product as uncharacterized. Gene Ontology annotation, molecular function: aldose reductase (NADPH) activity. NCBI's taxonomy places the organism in Eukaryota, Fungi, Ascomycota, Dothideomycetes, Mycosphaerellales, Extremaceae. The record is from RefSeq and is a predicted model, not a curated record. The coding region runs from base 1 to 915 and encodes 304 amino acids. Gene Ontology annotation, cellular component: cytosol. The transcript is spliced from 6 exons.
AUGGCUGACUCCUUCACCCUCAAUACCGGCGUGAAAAUCCCGAGCGUGGGACUAGGGACCUGGCAGAGCGAGCCUGGCCAGGUAAAGGACGCAGUCGCACACGCCCUCAAGUCCGGAUACAAGCACAUCGACGCUGCCUUCGCCUAUGGCAAUGAGGCAGAGGUUGGCGAGGCGUUGAAAGAGGCCUUUGCGGCCGGCGUGAAGAGGGAGGAUAUCUUCGUGACCUCAAAAUGCUGGCUCACAUACCUCCGGAAGCCGGAGGCGUGUCUGGACGAGAGUCUGCAGAAAUUGGGUCUGGAUUAUGUGGACCUAUAUCUGAUGCAUUGGCCGGUACCCAUGAACCCGAACGGAAACCACCCUAUGAUCCCGAAGCAUCCAGACGGCUCGCGAGAUCUCGAUACUGAAUGGUCGCAUAUAGACGCGUGGAAAGCCAUCGAAAAGUUGCCGGCGACUGGCAAGGCCAAGGCAAUCGGCGUGUCGAACUACAGCAAGAAGUUUCUUGAAGAGCUGCUCCCGCACUGCUCGAUCGUGCCUGCGGCGAACCAGAUUGAGAACCACCCAUACCUGCCUCAGCAGGAGAUUGUGGACUUUUGCACUUCGAAGGGCAUCCUCAUUGAGGCGUACAGCCCGCUGGGAAGCACGGGAAGCCCAAUGUUCAACGAAGAAGGCGUGCAAGAGGUCGCGAAGAAGCACAACGUCGGCCCCGGCACCGUUUUGAUCAGCUACCAAGUCUCGAAAGGCCAUGUCGUACUCCCAAAAUCGGUGACUCCGUCGCGAAUUGAGGAAAACAUGAAGGUACUCAAGCUCAGUUCUGAUGAGAUGGAGUCCUUGGAAAAGAUCCACAAGACCAAAGGCGUGACCCGGUUCGUCUAUCCGCCGUUUGGUGUCAAGCUCGGUUUCCCAGACAAGGACUAG